Molecule: messenger RNA, 1548 nt
Organism: Brachypodium distachyon (stiff brome)
Lineage: Eukaryota; Viridiplantae; Streptophyta; Magnoliopsida; Poales; Poaceae
Exons: 3
Coding region: 734-1201 (155 amino acids)
Source: RefSeq, a predicted model, not a curated record
CAUGCGCCAUGAUGCCCAAAGGUGACCCAAAAGGCCAAAACUUCCCUUCUUUCCACGAGCUGCUACUCUUUUCCCUGCGUCGCCAACGCCUCUUUUCGCUUUCCCCUUUGGUUUGGCCCUGGCUAUGCAUCACUUUGAAUCAUUUCCCAUCUCCUCUCCUCUCCACUGCAGACUGCACUGACACCAGUAUUUAGGAGGAUCAUGUGGGCUAAUCCGCAUGAGAGUGGGGAGCCACUAUUUUGUGGUGCCCAACCAUGAUCCUGAGAUUAUUUUUUCUGCAGUAAACCAACCUUGCAGCCUUCAGUUCCCAUCAACUGCUGAAGGCUUAUCAUCCAUCUCUGCUUCGCUUAUUUCUAUGCACGAGCCGUGGCAGCCUUUCCCGGGGAACUCUUUUUGUUCCUCCAAAAUUUUCCUCGAGCUUUCUCCUAGGGUCACAUUGCCACCACUCAAUCCGCUGAGAUCUCGCUUUUGAUUCAGUGGCUGCAUACUUGUAGGUUCUCCCGUUCCUUUUCAUUCCUUUAAGUAGAGGCAGCCGGAGUAGCUCUUUUUCUUGCAGGUUCUCCCGUUCCUGGAAUUCCGCAAUCCACGCUGAGCUUUCAUAAUCCCAUUAGCUGAGGCGAAGCAGGCUUCAGUUCAGAGUGGACUGCCGGCCGGUGCUAAAGCCUGAAGUUGCAGGGAGCCAGCAGGGACUGCCUUGAUUUCAGACGACCAAGAAUUGAAGAAGGCGCGAGCCAUGAGCGAUUUUGGGCGCAAGUCGAGACCAUGGCCAGCAGGGGAGCCCGCGCUGACGCCGUCCGAGCCGGCCGCCGCCGCGGACGCCGAGGCGACGACGCUCAGGAACUUCGGCACGUCCAUGGACGCCAUCUCCUUCGGCUUCGCGGCCACGGCCAUCCUCAUCUCCAUCUUCCUUCUUAUGGCGAUCUUCGAGCACCUCAUCAAGCCCCACGCCUUCCCGACGCCGGACGAACCCCACCCCUCCCGCCGUCGCCGGAGCAGUAGUAGUAACCGCUCGCCCGGAAAACUCCGGAGCCCGCCCAUGGUGGAGGCAAUGCUGCAGGCGGCGGACUUGUCGGUGCUGAUGCCGGGGCAGCGGUACCCGACGUACCUGGCGCAGCCGAAGCCGCUGCCGCUGCCGCUGCCGCCGGCGUGCCCCAGGGAAGGGGUGCACUGGCCGCCGCACAACGACGGGAGCCGCCCCUAGCCCCUAGGGUCCUUCCAGAUCAUCAAAUGCCGCUGAAAAUUUCAGCGGAGGAAACAUUGUAAAUGCAAAUGCGAGAGAAUUGAGAUGAGAUAUUCGGUUGGGCCUGGUUGCCCGUGCCGGUCUUGAUCGUUCGUCCGCGUCCGCAUGGGCCUUCUCAGGGCCGGGCUAGCGAGCUCGUGCACUACGGCUGGGCCUCAAAUGACGGCCCAACUGACGAUUGGUGAUCCAUCGUUGCCUGUCGUAGAAAAAAUGUACUGCAUGUACAUUCUGCUAAAAAAAAAGAAUGUACUGCAUGUACUCCGUAUACGCAUGUUAAUGCUCUUGCGGUUGGCGAUGGCACCACGAAA